Messenger RNA from Cynoglossus semilaevis (tongue sole), 1536 nucleotides. RefSeq lists its product as uncharacterized. NCBI's taxonomy places the organism in Eukaryota, Metazoa, Chordata, Actinopteri, Pleuronectiformes, Cynoglossidae. The transcript has 6 exons. Gene Ontology annotation, molecular function: DNA-binding transcription factor activity, RNA polymerase II-specific; RNA polymerase II cis-regulatory region sequence-specific DNA binding. Gene Ontology annotation, biological process: regulation of transcription by RNA polymerase II; muscle organ development; cell development. The record is from RefSeq and is a predicted model, not a curated record. Gene Ontology annotation, cellular component: nucleus. The coding region runs from base 1 to 1365 and encodes 454 amino acids.
AUGAAGACCGAGGGGCUGAUUCAGCUGGAAGAGGACAGAGUUGCCGCGGAGAGCAGGCUGCACUGUCGCGACCUGCCUCAGAGCGGUGCGACGGAAGGACAACGGGACACCAAGCUGAAGCUCUGUCAGGACAGCAGAGCCCACGGUUCUACCGUCAAUUACAGGAGAUACGGGUAUGGAUCUUUCCUUUUAGGACUUGAGUCAAUUCCUGACUCUUUCAGGUCGCGGCUCACCGGAGUAAAAGUUCGACACAAACGGCAGGUUCUUCAGGACAUGGCUCGACCCCUGAAACAUUGGCUCUACAAACACAGGAACAAUCCCUAUCCCACCAAGACAGAGAAGGUCCUGCUGGCUCUGGGUUCACAUAUGACGCUCGUACAGGUUUCCAACUGGUUCGCCAAUGCCCGACGGAGGCUGAAGAACACAGUGAGGCAGCCUGAUCUGAGCUGGGCCCUCAGGAUCAAACUUUACAAUAAAUACAUCCAAGGCAACGCUGAAAGGCUGAGUGUAUGCAGUGAUGACACCGACUCAGAUGAGGAAGAAUGUCCUCUGCAGACGUCCGUUCGCCACCAGUCAAACUUCGGCAGGUCAACGUCCCACAAAAGCGCGCUGGAGAAAAACGAACGCGUCUCCGCCAACAGCGAUGACGGCGCGUCCCCUCCCUCCAAAUACAAGAGCAGUUUACUCCACCGGUACCUGAAUGACACCGUGAGACACAUGAUGGCAGCAAACACUAAAGGCAUCAGCGCUUCUUGCAAGAGGAGCGACUCCGAAUCGUUUAGCUCGAACGAGUGCGACCAGGACGCGGUGUCUCCGGCGUCAUCCUUCGACAUAGAAGCAAACUAUGUCUACCACAUGGGUGAGAAGAAACAAACUAACUUUUUAUCAAUAAUACAGACAUAUUAUUAUUUUGGAACUGACCUAUUCGGCUGGGACAGCAAGAUAGGCUAUCCCUGUGUACUCUCGUUUACUGCCUUCCAGCCAAUAUCCAAAUAUUGGACAUUUUUGCAGUCACUCAACAGCUGUGUUUUCUUCAACACAUUUCACAGGGAGCAGCAGAGACCAGGCCACCAGGGCUGGAGGGAGAUCCAUGCCGCAGUGGCUCUGACCAGUCUGGCCCACGGUCAGGGACAAGCACCGGACGACAAGGCCAGGGUUGUGUUGUCGUACACUCCCGCGGGGCAGUGCUGCCCUCGAGAGCCCCGCACUACAGCGAGAGCCACAGUCAUCGGCAGGACAUGCGCCACGGGGUCCACCUCCGCCCUGUGGCCGCGCUGCGCCACCGAGCCCGGCCUCACCAGUCGCAUCAUCCAAAAGUCGUCUCACAUCUCGGAGGUCCAGACUGUCAAAGCGUGUCAACCGUGACGGACAGUGAUUAACUGUUAAAACCCAAGGGACUGGUUUAAAGACAUGAGGACACGUGGCCGAGAGAAAACAGACAGAGGUGGAAGUGCCCUUGUAAUAAAUGUACAGUUCUUCUACAGUCAUUUGAUAACUUUAAUAAACCUACUCCACUUAUAAUUUACAUGUUUGAUA